Pieris brassicae (large cabbage white) is the source of this 3311-nucleotide messenger RNA. It is a transcript of the gene rogdi, whose product is annotated as protein rogdi. The transcript is spliced from 7 exons. The coding region runs from base 201 to 998 and encodes 265 amino acids. The record is from RefSeq and is a predicted model, not a curated record. Gene Ontology annotation, cellular component: RAVE complex. Lineage: Eukaryota; Metazoa; Arthropoda; Insecta; Lepidoptera; Pieridae.
UAGGAUUUUGGUUUCAAAAUUUUUAUGAAUUUUCAAUUUUCGGUUUUCGUAAGAUUUUGUAAUUUGUUGUCUUUUUUCCCUUAAUUGAUGUGUAUUGUAAUUUUGUGAAAAAAUUGUUAUUUACAAGAUAAUUUCGAACUUAGUACUAAUUUGUGAAUCAUUUAGCAGCAGUACCUUUUAAUACCUUAUUCUACAUAACAAUGAACGACAACGAAAAAGAAGAAGCUGCUAAUUUGAAAGAAGAAUUCGAAUGGGUUCUACGUGAAGAAGUACAUGCUAUACUACACCAGCUCCACACUGUGUUGGUUGAAUGUGCACACAGAUUUCCAGUGCCAUUAUAUGGAAAUGAAGGACAAAAACAGGAUAAGUUUAUUUUGACCUCUCAACCAGAACAACUCAAAUGCAUAUUAACACUUACUGGCGACAGCAUCACACAUGCAGAUAUAAGCUUCAAAGUAUUAAGACAGAUGCACUUAAUGUGUCGAACAUCAAUUAACCAAGAUGGUCCAUGGAAGUUGCAGCAGAUACAAGAUGCAGCUAACCAUUUGCAACAAGCUAUUGGUUACAUUGAUAAUGUAGACAAACAUUAUGUGUUUAGGUCAUCUGAAGAAGUGUUACAUAUAAUUCAGUGUCUAAUUGGAUCCUUGCAAAGAGCGCGCACAGCUCUUGUGUUACCAAAGAAAAAAGCCAUUGAUGAGUUAAUGAAAAGUCGAAAUAUGAAAGCUCUGUCUCCAAAUUUACCCGAGGAUCUGGCGAUAUCCUUCUACAUACAAUCACACAAACUGAUUUUCGUGGCUUAUCAGCUGAGUUCAGUUCACGGGACAAUGCGCAUUGACUCUUGUCAAGCUGACUGCGCCGUACCUUGGCUUAGCGAUGUCCUUUUUAUGCUAACUGCAGCGCUCCAUAUGUGUCAACAACUAAAGGAUAAGCUGUGCGUCUUCUCUCAGUACAAAGAUUUCACAGUCGGAUCAAGAUCUGCGUCUACAGUGUUUAAUUAAUUGCAUAAUAGACAUUAUAUCAAUAUUUAUUCAGUUAAAUGCAUUUAUUAGUAUUACGAAAAUAUAAAACCUUAAAUGAGAAUUUUCCAUUUUGUUUAUACUGAAUAAGUACUGAUAUAAUGUUUUAAAAUCAAUAUUUACUAUAGUGAACUUAAAAAUGUCGAUAAUAUCAAUUACUCUAAGGUUAGAUCCAGAACGAGAACCUAGCGCGACAAUGUCAAAAUCUGACGUACCUUAUACAUAGCGCUAAAUUUUGAUUAUGGACUUUACCAUCUUGUACUUUGUUAGUUGAACGGCCACGUGAUCUUUGGCCUUCUGUGUUACCAACCAUGAUUAGUUUCUCCAAGUUGUCAUCGCCUCUGUGCAUAAUCAUCUAUAAAUUUUAUUUGUGUGUACAUGAUAAAUGACAUCCUUCUUUGAUGGAUACAAUUAUUUAUAAUCGUAGUUAAGGGUUUGGAUCUCGACUUGUAAAUAUUUAUUUAUUAAAGCCGCGUAUCGACUACGUGCUCCUGGAGCGAGCGCAAUGAAUCACCGCGCCUAAAGAGCGUUCCGCGGAACGCGUUCCAAGCAUUUGAAGUAGAACUCAGCGGCAACUGUUCCAGUGUUUGACACUUUAUGGUUUUUAGUUUUUUAGUGCCUAGUUCUCUAAGCGAUUUAUUAUGAUACGAGGUAUUCAAAGAAAUCGACGACCGUCGGAACGGACCGCUCCGCGUUCGUGCGAUACAACGAACAUAUUGGCGCGCGCUCCAAAGUGUAUCCAAUUCGCGCGGCUGGAACGCCCGCUUGGAGCGCGUCUUCGAUACGCGGCUUAGAGGUGAUGUUCAGUAUAGUAAAUAUUGUUUAUCACAUAUUAAAUUGAUACUAUUCGAGUCCAUUGUUGAUAUUCUUGUUGACUUUGUUGUAAUGUUUGUAAUAUAAUAUAGAUUAUACCAUGUUAAUCUUUCCAAGUAAAGAGAGAGCAUUACUAAAUAUACGCUACUUAGGAAGCGGCGAUGCUUUAUGCGAAUGAUUUCUGAUAUCUUAGGUCGCUAGGUAGCUAUACGAAUCCUAUACUGAAAAGUCAUUAGUCAAAGUCCAGACUUAUAUAUUAAAAAUUUAGCGACCUCAUUCAUUCAUAAAAUCAGUCUUAUUACGAAAGAAACGAGUGACUAAAGCAGGCCAACGAACAUUACGUUCGAAUAGUUAACGUAAUAGAAUAGUAAAGUUCUAUUAUUUUACGUUAAUCAUAAAAAUAAUUAAGGUUUGUGGAACCAGCUGCCAGCUGAAGUAUUUCCGAACCAAUUCGACUUAACUUAAACCGAUAAUUUCGUGUUAGAAAUUGCAUUACACUAAGGCUGAUUUUUUAAUGAAUAAGGUAAGUUUUCAAUGCUUGUUCCUAAAGGUUAAGAAAUGUUUUCAUUGCCUUAGUUAUAGCAGUAUUGAACGGAUAAUAAGCCCUUUGAGGCUUCGUACAAAAUGCAUAGUCAUAGGAAUCACAAAAUCGUUAUAAUUAAUUUAGUUCGCUCAUAGAUCUGAGUUUUAGUUAUAGUUUUUUUAUGAACUUUUAACAGAGCCUUUAAAAUCACUAUAUUGUAUAUUACAAUUUAAUCAUGUAUUGACAGAAAAAGAUUUCGUCAUAGAUCUAUAUUUUCAUUUAAAUGCUUGUUAUUUUCUAUAUUUGAAAGAUGUAUUCCUCCAUACAUUAAUAGUUUUGACGUCUCAAUUCGGUAUUGAAAAGUAUAAAAUCUGUAACAAGAGGAAACUUACGUGCGCACCCGUGUACGCAGUGAUUAAAAAGUCUUUUGGACUGAAAAUUAUAUAAUUUUCGUAGUGCACAAAUCCAAUGGUUGUAAUAUGUUUACAUGCCCUAUUAAUUUCUGUGUGCUUGGUAAUUUGGAAUUUUAAUUUCUAAUUUAUCGUAUAAAAUUAGUUGGUACUUUCUCUUUCAUUAAUCAUGUCUGGAGUCUAAAGUUAUAUAGUGCAUUUUUAGUAUAUGCAAGUGUAAAAUAAGUUUCCUGUGUUCGCCACUUACGUUUUCUUCGCCGAUUAAAAGCCGAAACUACUUUAUUACUAUCGAUAGCGCGAAGUAACACUUAUUUUGACGUCUGUCAAUGAUUCUAUGUCAGACUGCUGAAUACGUUUUACUUAUUAGUUAUAUUUUUAACUAUUAUUUAAAAUCUAAUUGGUCACUAUCCCGUUACGGUGUUAGGUGUAGGUCAUUAUGUUUCAUGUUUUGACAAUAAAUUAAUAAUUUAGUAUUAAUGUAUGAUGUAAGGACUUUGUAUUUAUAACAGUUCUGGUGAUCGUGUUGUAUUUAUUAAAUAAAUAAAAACU